AUGCUGCGCCAGGCCAUUCAAGGAGCCCGAUGGUGUCAGCAUGUGGCUCGCAGCCCAUCGUGCGCUCCACGCCGGGCCUUCUCCGCCGCAGCUUCGCGGCAUCUGAAUUAUGGCGGACCAAACGACAAAGUCACUUUUUACGAACAGGAAUCAUUUCGAAGCAAAACACGACGAAAAGUAAAUCCCGAAGCCGAAGAAUUUGGGAAUCGAGACCAAGUCGAACAGGAGCUUGUGAAGCUUCAGGAUGAGCUAAAAGUUUUGGAAGAAGGGCCUUUUGGCCCCAACAGCGAGUUCAUCACCAGUUUGCCGGACGCGGAAAGAAAAACCGCAUUGGAAGCUCUACGAAAGUAUGACGAGGAACACCCCGAGGAAGCCAACCAGCCUGGCCUAGAGCAGGUUUUCGAUCAGGAGCUUGACGACAUGGUGCGGCAAGAAUUUGAGGGCCUCGCAAUGGAACAAGAGAACUGGGAGGACGGAGCUACGCGACGGCGUAGCCUGGCAGCUAGAAGAUCUGUUGCUGCAAAGCGUGCCGGGGCAGACACUCACCCAUACGCUGUCAAGUUCAACAAUUCUCUACGACAAUUCCAAGGAAACAUGGCAGACGAGCGGGCUCGACAAGAAUUGUGGAAGUGGUAUCGAAGAUGCAAGCAAGUGAUUCCGCACUUUUUGACCAUCAUGCCCACGGAUGCAAUGGAAGCUGUAUGGAACUCGCAAGCUACCGGAGAGAUUGAACAAACCACACGUUCAACACAUUUGCGAGUUUUGGUUCAGGACGCUACAUCUCUCGGCCAGCCUCUCACAACUCCUCAAAUUUUGUCUUAUAUCACGUCUUUACAUGAAGACGGCGCCACAAACCUUGCAUUAGAACAAUGGGAAGCAUACCAAAAAGAGCUUUCCCAGGAGAAAGAGGACCUGGAGGAAUACUGGAAACUUGGAGUGCGACUAUUCGCUGCGGAGAGCAAUCCACAACGAGCCCAGGAUAUCGCGUUGGCCUUUUUGGCAAAUGAUCGAAACCGCCAGCCGCGUGUGCUUAUCCCAAUUAUUAUAGCAUGGGGCAGACUCCCUGGAAAAGAAGCGGAAGUGAAAGCCUGGGCGCUUUAUCUACAGCUCAAGACAUUCUUGGGAACAGAGAUGACUAUGGACGACUAUGACCAAGUCAGCAUUGGUCUUCUCACGGCCGGUCGAUUGGAUACAGCGGUUGCAAUCUUCAAGGAUAUGAUGGUCACCGGGCAAGACCCAAGCAAUGAUUCAACCGCAUUAUACAAAUCUGCUCUUGGUCUAGCAGGUAAUCUCCAUGCAUCAAGCAUCAAUGAGAACGAUGUGAACAAAGUAUCGUUGUCUGUACUCAAGGUACUGCCUCGCCGCUUCCAAAACAGGUUCUUCUAUGCCAGUUGGAUGAAGAAGCUUAUUGGUAUGGGCGAUGUUGAUUCUGCUGCCCUUGUCAUUGAACUCAUGUAUGAGCGAGGCGUCAAACCUGACAGCAAACAUUUGAACGGACUUAUUGCGGGCUGGCUCCGCGAAGGAAACCAAAGCGCACGCAAUAAGGCAGAGCGACUCGCCUGGUCCAUGAUCCAAACACGUAUCAACACGGUAUGGGAACGUUUCCAGCCAGAGUACAAUUCUCCACAGCUUCAGGUCAAGCUUGAACAAGUAGAGGACACCCGCCUUCCUCGAUUCAUGCAGAGAGCAAUCCCACCUGCCAGUAUCGAGACAUUCUCCAUUCUCCUUUUACAUUACACUCGCCGCGGUGAUGAUGACAUGGUCAAAUAUCUGGUCAAGUGUCUUGGCGAUGCACACAUCAGACCAAAUUCCUAUUUCAUGAAUCAUCUCCUGUACGCAGAGCUCCGCAAGCAAGAUGUCAAGUCUCUCUGGUCCAAGUUCCAAACCAUGUCAGCCGCCAUUCGGCCAGAUCUAGAGACAUAUGCUUGCCUUUGGGAUUGUGCUAAGCUUCAGUACGAUCGCGGACGGACUGCCUUUGACAAAGACUUCCCAUCAGCACGACAACUAUAUGCCAAUAUGAUGUCUUGGUACUCGCAAUUGUCUCCUCACGCCCAGAAAUUUGCCCAGACCCAGAUGCCUAAGGCUUUGUAUGAUCAAAUUGUGCGAUGUUUCUGUCUCUCCAAAGAUGUCCCUGGCACACUUGUCGCCCUCCACUCAAUGCGGUCUAUCUUCGGAUUCACGCCAGACGAAACUACGGCACGCAUGAUUGUUCUGCAAAUCGCCCGGAUGGCGGCUGUCCCGGUCGACACACCGAAACGACGUCUCCGCCGCAUGUCUUCCACCCCACGAAGCAAAGAGAAUAUCAGCCAGGUCACUCGCCUGUUGGAACUGCUAGGUGAGCGCCAGGCUGAGGCUUUACGAGUACAAGGCUUGAGUCUGGAUGAGCUGGAUCCACACGAGAAAGAACAGCACCAGAUUGAAGUCAUCGCUAGUCUACUUCGCAUCGUGUUGAGUCGAAAGGAUAACCUGGCCCCAUUGCAAGUUGAAGAAAGACUUGCGAAAGCGGCAAGGGAGAUGAACGCUGCGCAAACCGAAUUGGGUUUGCCCUUAGGUGUCGAUGAUAGCAAGUUGCUCUAG
Molecule: messenger RNA, 2577 nt
Organism: Penicillium nucicola
Lineage: Eukaryota; Fungi; Ascomycota; Eurotiomycetes; Eurotiales; Aspergillaceae
Product: pentatricopeptide repeat protein
Exons: 1
Coding region: 1-2577 (858 amino acids)
Molecular function (GO): protein binding
Source: RefSeq, a predicted model, not a curated record